Molecule: messenger RNA, 1134 nt
Organism: Trifolium pratense (red clover)
Lineage: Eukaryota; Viridiplantae; Streptophyta; Magnoliopsida; Fabales; Fabaceae
Exons: 3
Coding region: 190-933 (247 amino acids)
Biological process (GO): tRNA wobble uridine modification; protein histidyl modification to diphthamide
Cellular component (GO): cytosol; nucleus
Molecular function (GO): metal ion binding
Source: RefSeq, a predicted model, not a curated record
UGCCGCACGUAUAUCCUUAUUCAAAAAUUACAAAUUUUAAUCUUAAUUAAUUAAUAACAAAUUUUGAUACCACUUUGUUUUCAUCACCACCUUAAAAUAUUGUUUUUUCUAUGUUGACCCAAAAAAAAAAAAUAGUUAUAUUCAUCCUUUUGUUAUUUUGUUCAGAGAUUGAUCACCCAAUUGAAGAAAAUGAGGAUGGAUGAAGAAAUUUUCUUGGCCAUGUUGUUCAAGAUAAGGAAAACAUGUUUGGUGAAAGAGUUGAUUGUCAUUGCUAUGGUGGCUAUGUUUGUUGCAGAUGCAAUUGAUACAAAUGAUGUUUAUAGUCCAUGUCAAGAUGCUAAAGUUCAGACUAGAGACGGUUUUACCUUUGGCAUUGCGUUUUCGAGCAAACAAGCUUUCACACCGGAUAAUGGUCCACAGCUUUCGCCUUGUGACUCUCGCCUUAACCUUGCAGGCAAAGGAGCACAGCUUGCUAUGUUUAGGCCAAAGGUGGACGAAAUCUCCCUACUUACCGUUAACAGCAGCUCCAUAGACCUGGCCAGAGCUGGUGGAUAUAUGGUUGCAUUUGCUGGACAGAAAUAUGCAGCAAGAUCACUACCAGUUAUGUUUGCCGACGAAAGUUACAUAAUUAUCAGUUUCACUUUGGUUCUUGAAUUUCAAGAAGGAACCCUUCAAAACUUGUUUUGGAAAAGUUUCGGCUGUGAUUCAUGUUCCGGUGGAAGCGUUUGCCUGAAUAAGCAAGACUGUGCAGUGCCAAACACACAAUGUCAAAAGAACGGUACCGCUGCCUGCAACAUUGGCAUACAGCUGACAUUCUCAGGGACUGACAAGAAUCUCGAUGCUCUAAAUUCUUGGUAUGAAGUGAAAAAUCUACGGCAGUACUCCCUCACCGGUCUAUACACAGAUCUCCGUGAUUCUAUUAUACGAGACUAGAAAUUUUUUAGUUUCCAUAUUUCCAGCUUAUAUGCAUAAGAGACUGUCCCAUUUAGCUCUUCUUUGAAUUCAAAAUCCCCAACAACUUGGCUAUUUCUAUUUACUCUAAGGUUGUUGAUUGCGGUUUUCUGCUUAACAAGAGAUGCAAUUAUUUUGAACUGAGCAAAAUGUAGACAGUAGACACACAAUGACAAAGGCAUA